Messenger RNA from Microthlaspi erraticum, 582 nucleotides. The record is from the annotation of a GenBank genome assembly. Lineage: Eukaryota; Viridiplantae; Streptophyta; Magnoliopsida; Brassicales; Brassicaceae.
AUGGAGAAGGUGAACAUCGAGCCAUGUGUGAAGAUGGACACCCAAACCCUUGAUCUUCUCAAGAUAAGAGAUGAUGUCACAUGGUACAUAAGGAAGCUAGGCUUGAGCAAGCUCUUCAAGCUAGAAUGUAGUGAGUACUCACAACUCACCAAGGAGUUCCUCUCUACAGUAGCUCUUGCCUUUCCCAACCACAAUGGAGACCAACCAGCUGCACAUGACUUCAAGGAGAACUCAAAGAGGAAACAAGCUGCCUUUGCUGAUUGGACACACUUUGCCAAUGAACCAUUCUUGCCUUCAAGGUCAAAGGUGUCUAGAAUCACCCAUCCAGCCAUUCGCUAUGUGCACCGCCUCAUCUCCACCACUUUCCAAUGCAAACAAGAAGCCAACAAGGUCACAACUGAUGAGUUCUACAUCCUCACCACACCAUUCAUCAAGCAUGAGUACAAGGCCAACCUUGGACUUUUACUUGCCAAGACAUUCAUCAAUGUGAGGAAGCUAGCUCAAAGACUUGGAAGGCAACAAGAAGCUUUGUGUUCGUUUUGGGAGGCUUAUCACGGCCAUAGUACUGCAUGUGGGGAUUGA